Echinops telfairi (small Madagascar hedgehog) is the source of this 424-nucleotide messenger RNA. It is a transcript of the gene S100A2, whose product is annotated as S100 calcium binding protein A2. The coding region runs from base 59 to 343 and encodes 94 amino acids. The record is from RefSeq and is a predicted model, not a curated record. Gene Ontology annotation, molecular function: calcium ion binding; transition metal ion binding. Lineage: Eukaryota; Metazoa; Chordata; Mammalia; Afrosoricida; Tenrecidae. Gene Ontology annotation, cellular component: cytoplasm. The transcript is spliced from 3 exons.
AGGGUCCUCGUGGUGGUGGCCCGAGUUGGGCCUUGGGCUGCUAAUUGCAAGAUCCACGAUGUCCAGUCCCCUGGAGCAAGCACUGUGUGUGAUCGUCACCACCUUCCACAAGUACUCAGGCAGAGAAGGCAACAAGUUCAAGCUGAGCAAAGGGGAGAUGAAGGAACUUCUGCACAAGGAGCUGCCCAGCUUUGUAGGGGAGGAGGUUGAUGAGGAGGGACUGAAGAAGCUGAUGGGCAACCUUGAUGAGAACAGCGAUCAGGAGGUGGACUUCCAGGAAUACUCCGUGUUUUUGGCCCUCAUCUCUAUGAUGUGCAAUGACUUCUUCCAGGAGCAGCCCUGAAGCAGCACUUGGCUCCCUGACCAUGGGUCUUUUGGGCCCAAGAGGACUCUCUCACCAUUCAGUUUUGUACUCAAUAAAUAA